AUGACGGCUGGACUCAAGACAAUCAUCGCUCUCUCCUUCGUUCUCGCCAUUGGCUUUCUCCUCGUCAUUCUCUCGUCGGCCCUCUGGCACAACUUUCUGCCGCUGACCGUUGUUGCAACCUACGUUAUUGCGCCGCUCCCCAACUGGAUUUGUUCACGAUGCGCGAAUCCGGAUGACUUUAUGGAUAGCUCUGGCAAUGCCGUUGCGGAUUUUGGGCGUUUCCUCACCGGGUUCUUGGUACUGAUGGGUAUCGCUCUACCGGCCGUCCUAGCGCACAGCGGCGCUAUCCAGGUCCCAGCCAUGAUCAUGUCCAUACUCGGCGGUCUUUUGAUCUACGGCACCAUUAUCAGCUUCUCCAUGUUUUUCCGGGAGCAAGAGGAAUUUUGA
Messenger RNA from Aspergillus calidoustus, 387 nucleotides. The record is from the annotation of a GenBank genome assembly. Lineage: Eukaryota; Fungi; Ascomycota; Eurotiomycetes; Eurotiales; Aspergillaceae.